CUGUUUUGCAGCAGUUGACGUAGCUCAAUUUGUGUUGUGAUGUGUUUCUGCUUAAGAAUAAACAAAUAAAUAAAUUUGCUCAACGAAAAAAUUUAAAAAUGGAUUUGGAAUAUGAGCGGGUGUUAAAAUUAAUAUUUCCUGAUGGUGUGCCAGAAAACUUGCGGGAUAAUCCGGAAUUGCAGAAUUAUUUGUCAAAACUGGGCACAUACAAAGUAGAACAAUUAAAGAAAGAACAGACGCGUCUCACAGAGGAAACAAAAAACAUAUUGGAGGAAACGCAGGAAUUGGCAAUUUCUAAUUACAAAACCUUCAUACACACCGCAGAAAAUUCACGUACCAUUUUUCGUGAAUUCCAAAAUGCGGAGGAGCAGCUGUCUGCGAUGACUGAAAUAUUGCCCGAAUUUAGUGAGAAAUGUGAGCAAUUUUUGACCAAUUCAGCUGAAAUACAUGAAAACAGACGCAUAAAUACGAUAACACUUAAAAAAAAUUCCAAAUUAUUGGAAAUAUUGGAAUUACCACAGUUGAUGGAACGUUGCAUUCGUGAAGGUCGUUACGAAGAAGCGCUGGAGCUAGCUAGUUAUGUGCAGAAAAUGGGACAAAAUCAAAUUCAUAUACCAAUUAUAAGUACGAUUGUUAGUUCUGUAGAAGCUUUGUGGCAUACGAUGUUGGUGCAACUCAUAGCGCAACUGCGUACUGAUUUGCAAUUACCGAAGUGCCUACAAAUCGUGGGUUACUUAAGACGCAUGCAGGCAUUUAGCAGUAAUGAGUUGAAGUUAAAAUUUCUGCAGGCUCGUGAUGUUUGGUUGACAGCAUCGUUACAGGCAAUUCCAGUGGACGAUGCUCAUCAACAUUUAAUCAAAACAAUUGAACUGACACGCAUAAAUCUUUUCAAUGUAAUCACACAAUAUUGUGCAAUAUUUCCUGAUGAACUUGAAACAACUGCAAUAGAUGCAGAAAAGGCAGCAGCAGAUGCAGCAGUAGUAAGUGACAGUAACUCAGCCUCAACAACAACGCCGACAAAGUUAAAUAAUGCUUUGUCAAUUAUGGAGUCCGCAGGGGAUAGACUUUUUCAAGCUUGGCUGCAUCGAAAGGUAGGUGAGACAAUUGCGUGACCUUUAAGUAUUUUGAAAUUCU
Messenger RNA from Teleopsis dalmanni, 1134 nucleotides. RefSeq names its product conserved oligomeric Golgi complex subunit 8-like. The coding region runs from base 99 to 1112 and encodes 337 amino acids. Gene Ontology annotation, cellular component: COG complex. Gene Ontology annotation, biological process: intra-Golgi vesicle-mediated transport. NCBI's taxonomy places the organism in Eukaryota, Metazoa, Arthropoda, Insecta, Diptera, Diopsidae. The record is from RefSeq and is a predicted model, not a curated record. The transcript is spliced from 4 exons.